Messenger RNA from Impatiens glandulifera, 4652 nucleotides. Its product is annotated as NAD(P)H-quinone oxidoreductase subunit 5, chloroplastic-like. The record is from RefSeq and is a predicted model, not a curated record. Gene Ontology annotation, cellular component: chloroplast. Gene Ontology annotation, biological process: electron transport coupled proton transport; ATP synthesis coupled electron transport. The coding region runs from base 2427 to 4646 and encodes 739 amino acids. Gene Ontology annotation, molecular function: NADH dehydrogenase (ubiquinone) activity. NCBI's taxonomy places the organism in Eukaryota, Viridiplantae, Streptophyta, Magnoliopsida, Ericales, Balsaminaceae. The transcript has a single exon.
UCAGAUUGAAAAACCAAUCCAAAUUUUUCAUUAUAUCUCUUCUAGGAGCGUUCUAUUUCGUAGGGAUAAAUGAUAAACAUAUAGAGUACAAAAUUGAUUUUUUUUUCUUUUUCUAUUAAAUUACUAUAUAACAAUUAAAACGAAUAAAAGAGAUCCUCAAAUGUUUCUUAGUAAUGGUUGCUCGUAUGAUUUGGACUCAUGAUUUGAAACUAUGUAAAACAUGAAGUAGCUCAUUCUAAGCACUUCUAAUUGGUAUAUUAUAUAAAUAUAUGUUAGGUUACACACACAAAAAGUUGUUUUGCAUCAAUCUCAACCCCAAAAGGGAUAUUUUAAAGAUUAAAAAGGUCCGUUGAGCGCCGCAUGGCUAUGUCAUAAUAGAUUCGAACACUUGCCCCAGAUCGACAUCGAGAUAAUAAUUGCUCUAGUGAAUAACUAAAGAAAAUAGAUAGAUUAGAGAUAGAAAUAAUAGAAAUAGAAGAGAAAGAAACUUAUUAUAGAAAUAUCUCAAAUAUCUUUCAGAAGUUCACUAAUUAUUUAACUGUUGGCAGGUUUCUUUGUAUGUGUUGUCCGGAAAGAGGAGGACUCAAUGAUUAUUCGUUCGCCGGAACCAGAAGUUAAAAUUUUGGUAGAUAGGGAUCCCAUAAAAACUUCUUUUGAGUAAUAGGCCACACCGGGUGCCCUUUUCUGACGAAUCAUAUAGUUUUAUUAUUUCAUCACUAAAAAAGGUUAUUAAAUAAAUUAUAAUUACAAUUGAAACAAUCGAAAAGGAAAUAUGAGUUAAUAUAUGUUCUAAAGUUAAAAAUAUCAUAAAAAUUUGAAAAAGAGAGUCGUUUAAUUUCAUUACAGAAUGAAAAUAAGCAAUUUAAUUUUAUUAUAGAAUAUAUUCUAUCUCUUUUAGAAGAAAGCAUGCCGCUACUCGGAUUCGAACCGAGAUGCUCUAGCACUGCUUCCUAAGAGCAGCGUGUCUACCAAUUUCACCAUAGCGGCUUUAUCAAACUUAUAAUAGCCUUUUAUAAAUUAAUUGUCGAGAUUGAAGCAAUAAAUCUUAUUUAAUAUAGUAUUUUUAUAAAAUACUUUGAUUUAAUUGCUAAAUCAAAAUAGGAAGGUUCCCCAUUGUAGGAUGUCUGUUUUAUUUAACUUAGGUCUUCGUGCAGCUUAUGGUCUCUUGGAAAUCAACUAUUGUAACUAAAUAGUUCUACCCCAGGAUAUGGGGUAGAACUGAAAAAAACUUUCUUUUUUUUUUCUUUUUUAAUGACUCAUUAAAAUAAUUUCAAAACUAUGACACAAAAAUAGAAUUGACUUUGAAUCAUUUUAAGUUGACACAUAUUCAUAUAGAAUAUCUUAACUAAACAAAGAAGGAAACAGAAAAAUUAUUCUUCUACAUAUUUGAAGACCCAAAGGAAUUCCAUUUCAAAUAAAUUAGUUCAUAUCAUUAAAUAAUAGAAAUUAUUAAUUUUCUAUUCGAAAUAAAAUUGGCCAACUUUUUUCCUUAUUUGCUUAUUGCGCAAAAAAACUUUUUGAAUUUCCAGUUGAAAGGGAUUUUCCUAAGGAAAAGGCUUUUAACGCUGUCCAAUAUCCUUUCCUUUUCCAAAUAUUUUUACGAAUACGUUUUUUAGAUAUAGAAGUACGUUUUUUUGGAACUGCCAUUUUAUUUUAAAAGUAAGAGGUUUCUUAUUAUUCUAGUUGGAUGUGAAAGACAUCUGUUAUUCAGAAUCGUUUUUUACUAUAUUCUAGUAUAUUUUUUUUAGAUAACAUUUUAAAAAAUUAUAGACUAUAAAUAUGUCAAAAUCAAAGUAAAUUUUAUUAUUUAUUUCUUUAUGAUUCUUUUUUAUUCAAGUUGAUAUCUAUAUAAUUCACUGUGGUAUAGAAAUCAAAUUAGUUAAACUAAAAAAAAAAAAUACCACAAGAAAAGGGUCCUCCUUUUUUAUUUUUAUGUAAUAAAAUAGAAACGUUUAACAACUCCAGCUUUCCCAAAUAAAAAGCUUUAAUCCUUUAAAUUUUAUUAAUUAGUCAAGCUUGAGAAAAAAAAAUAUGGAUUGUUUUCAUUUUUGAAUUCGAAUGAAACUAGUGAUUAAUUAAAGUACACAUAGCUUGCUAAACAUAAUUUUUUAUCAAUUUUGGAUUUAUGUACAAAAAAAAAUAGAAAAAAAAGGUGAAGUUUAUAUAAAAGAAAGUAAGGGAAGGGGUAUUCUAGCCCUUUCUUUAUCUUUAAUUUUUUUUUUACUAGUAAUUUAGUCAUAUUAUUUGACUAACCGAAACUUCUGGAUUUGUAAAUAUUUCAAGUAUUUAGAAAAACGCAGAAAUAAUAAGUAAGAAUAGAAAAUUCUUAAAAUUAUAGUUAUAGUUUAUCUCUUGAUUUUUUAUUAAUCCUUUCGAAAGAAAUAAGAUCUGAUGAAUUGGAAACAAUUAAUUAAGAAUUUUUUUUUAUGGAACAUACAUAUCAAUAUGCGUGGAUCUUACCUUUUAUUCCACUUCCAGUUCCUAUAUUAAUAGGAGUCGGACUUCUUCUUUUUCCAAGGGCAACAAAAAGCCUUCGCCGUAUGUGGGCUUUUCAAAGUGUUUUAUUGUUAAGUAUAGCUAUGAUUUUUUCGAUUGACCUGUCUAUUCAUCAAAUAACUAAAAAUUCUAUAUAUCAAUAUGUAUGGUCUUGGAUCAUCAACAACGAUUUUUCUUUUGAAUUCGGUUAUUUGAUCGAUCCACUUACUUCUAUUAUGUCAAUAUUAAUUACUAGUGUUGGAAUUUUGGUUCUUAUUUAUAGUGAUAAUUAUAUGUCUCACGAUCAAGGGUAUUUGAGAUUUUUUGCUUAUAUGAGUUUUUUUAGUACUUCUAUGUUGGGAUUAGUAACGAGUUCUAAUUUGAUACAAAUUUAUAUUUUUUGGGAAUUUGUUGGAAUGUGCUCCUACCUAUUAAUAGGGUUUUGGUUUACACGGCCUGUUGCGGCAAAUGCUUGUCAAAAAGCAUUUGUAACGAAUCGUGUAGGAGAUUUUGGUUUAUUAUUAGGAAUUUUAGGUUUUUAUUGGAUAACUGGUAGUUUUGAAUUUCAGGAUUUAUUCGAAAUAUUUAAUAACUUGAUUUUGAAUAAUGAGGUUGAUGUUUUAUUGGUUAUUUUGUGUGCUGUUCUAUUAUUUGCCGGCGCAGUUGCUAAAUCUGCACAAUUCCCUCUUCAUGUGUGGUUACCCGAUGCUAUGGAGGGACCUACUCCUAUUUCAGCGCUUAUCCAUGCUGCUACUAUGGUAGCAGCGGGCAUUUUUCUUGUAGCUCGUCUUCUUCCUCUUUUCAUAACCAUACCUUAUAUAAUGAAUUUAAUCUCGUUAAUUGGUAUAAUAACAGUAUUUUUAGGAGCCACUUUAGCUCUUGCUCAAAAAGACAUUAAGAGGGGUUUAGCCUAUUCUACAAUGUCUCAAUUGGGUUAUAUGAUGUUUACUUUAGGUAUGGGAUCCUAUCGAAUUGCUUUAUUUCAUUUAAUUACUCAUGCUUAUUCGAAAGCAUUAUUGUUUUUAGCAUCUGGUUCGGUUAUUCAUUCAAUGGAAGCUAUUGUUGGAUAUUCGCCAGAUAAAAGUCAGAAUAUGGUUCUUAUGGGGGGUUUAACAAAACACGUGCCAAUUACAAAAAACGCUUUUUUUUUAGGUACACUCUCUCUUUGUGGUAUUCCACCCCUUGCUUGUUUUUGGUCUAAAGAUGAAAUUCUUAAUGAUAGUUGGUUGUAUUCACAGAUUUUUGCAAUAAUAGCUCUGUUCACAGCAGGAUUAACUGCAUUUUAUAUGUUUCGGAUUUAUUUACUUACUUUUGAGGGACAUUUAAAUGCUCAUUUGCAAAAUUACAGCGCAAAAGAAAAUACUUCGUUGUACUCAAUCUCUCUAUGGGGUAAAGAUUUAAAAACAAUAAAAAAAAAAAUGGACUUACUAUCCUUUUUAAAAAGGAAUAAUAAUGAAAGCACUUUUUUUAAAAAAACAUAUCGAAUUGAUGAGAAUGAAAAAAAGCUAACACCUCCUUUUAUUAUUCUUCGUAAUUUUGGUAAAAACAGUGUCUAUUCCUAUCCUUAUGAAUCGGACAAUACUACGUUAUUCCCUUUACUUGUAUUGAUAUUAUUUACUUUGUUUAUUGGAUCCAUAGGAAUUCCUUUCAAUGACCAAGGAAUUAAUUUGGAUAUAUUAACUAAGUGGUUAACUCCGUCUAUAAACCUCUUACAUUCCAAUUUGCAAAAUUCUUUUGAUUGGUAUGAAUUUCUAAAAGAUGCCAUUUUCUCAGUCAGCAUUUCCUAUUUUGGAAUAAUUAUAGCGCUCUUUUUAUAUAAACCCGUUUAUUCGUCUUUACAAAAUUUAGAUUUAAUUAAUUUUUUUGUUAAAAAAGGCCCUAAACGAGUUCUUUGGGAGAAAAUAAUCAAAUUAAUUUAUAAUUGGUCAGAUAAUCGUGGUUACAUAGAUGUUUUUUAUGCAACAUCUUUAACGGCAGGCAUAAGACGAUUGGCUGAAUUAACUUCUUUUUUUGAUAGACACAUAAUUGAUGCCGUUACAAAUGGAGUUGGUCUUAUGAGUUUCUUUGUAGGAGAGGGCAUCAAAUAUAUAGGGGGCGGACGUAUUUCUUCUUAUCUUUUCGUGUAUUUAUUUUUUGUAUUAGUUUUUAUCUUAAUAUUAAUUAUUACUUAAAAUUAA